Molecule: messenger RNA, 987 nt
Organism: Phytophthora sojae
Lineage: Eukaryota; Oomycota; Peronosporomycetes; Peronosporales; Peronosporaceae
Exons: 1
Coding region: 1-987 (328 amino acids)
Biological process (GO): protein phosphorylation
Molecular function (GO): ATP binding; protein kinase activity
Source: RefSeq, a predicted model, not a curated record
AUGCGAAUCCUCGACUCGCUGUCCAGCCAGAAGUCGCAGGAAGACGCACUGACGCUGCUCAGUAGUGAGACCACCCGAAAGAAGAGCGGCUACAAUGCCGACUCGAGAACCAUGAUGAGGUCAGUGAAGCAGAGCAUCAUCCGCCUGUCAGGGGCCUCCGUGCAGGCCGUUCCAGACUGGUUCCUCCCCGAGUACGAGGUCCAGAGAGAGGAGCAGCACUUCGCACUUGGCUCCUUUGGCAAGGUCUACCACGGAACUUGGUACGGCCAGAAGGUGGUGGUCAAGUGCGUCAACGCCGUGAUUGGGGACGAGAUGCGCGCGUUCAAGCGCGAGGCUCGACUCUGGUUUCGAGCGCAGCACCCGAACGUCGUGAGGCUGUUCGGCGCGUUCCACGUGAGCCAGCCGUGCUUCUUCGUGUGCGAAGAGGCCACGAACGGCAUCCUCGUGGACUUCCUGCAAAAGAACAAGCACGACAAUCAGGCUUUAGUGUGGCGAUUGUUGCACGGCGCAGCCUUGGGGCUGCAGUUUCUCCACGAGAAGAAGAUCGUGCACGGAGACCUCAAGUGCAACCAGAUCCUCGUGACGGAGGAGAAGACGGCCAAGCUGACGGAUUUCGGGUUCAGCUUCGCCUUGAUGGAGUCCAAGCCGACGACGUCAACAGGUGCUGUGCGGUGGAAGGCGCCAGAAUUACUGCGAAGCGAGAGCUGUUCUCUGACGUUUGAAUCGGACGUGUACUCGUUCGGCAUGUGCGUUGUGGAGGCUGUGAGUGGAAAUGUGCCAUGGGGGACGCAUCUGCCGAAUGACUCGGUGAUUUACAACUUGACCCAUGGCAUUUUCAUGUCCCGACCGAAAGCGUUUGUGAGCGACGAAAACUGGGACUUUGUGCGUGCUCUGUGUGCAUUCGAGCCGUCUGAAAGACCGGAGUUGCCACUUGCUAUCCAGAAGCUGGAACAGUUCGCAGAUGCCGAAGCAAACAUGAAUCCAUAA